GACCUCUCUUGGCACAAGGAUAUCAAGAACACUGGCAAGGACGCGACCGUUCUCGCUCCCCAAUCCGACCCUAACGGCCUGAUCCAUUGCACAGUCACUCGCAAGGGCACCAAGUCCAAGCUAUAGACGCACACAUCUCCUUCGAUUCGUUCAUAUUCUUACUGGCUUCUUGUACAUAGCAUCGGCGUUUCGUGUGCUUUUAAAGGGGUGAUCGGAUAGUGAGAGUAGAACAUUAUACCAUAUGGACUGAGUCCAGGAGACGAGCGAGAGUAGAAACAUGUCACGGCGUUGGCCUGGGAAAUGCAAAGCUAAUGCUAAUAGCGACUGUGCCACUAUCGUGACAAUCGACAACUGUCCACUCGUUCAUCAGUUUGCUGGCAGUAAUGACGGCUCACUAAGUCGUUAUCUUACCCAACAGGAUGUUAUCUGCUAAGCACGAGGCCCUUGCUGGGGUAGCUAGCGGCAUAGUAGUGGUGUUGCCGUCGCUGCAACUGAUACAGUCCAUUCGUGCAAUCAAGGUCUUCGCACAGGGAACCCAGAAAGCAUUGGUGGAAUUUCAACGACCUACGGGAUCUCUAGAGCAUCUCGAAAUACUACUUGAAGAUGUACGGCAACUGAUAGAACGACAAACAACUGUCCAACAAGCUACCGACUCCUGCAACCUGAGUCUUCUGCGCCGUCUCAAGGGCUGCGACAAAAGCUCUAGGCCAUUGCAAAUUGUUGUUGAGCGAAGCCAUGAGGCAAGUUCACAUAGUCAUUUCCUCAAGGCUAAACUGAGACGCGACUUCAGCUUCGGCCAGAAGUCUGUGGACAUCGCCGAGUUAGAACGUACGGUCGAUCGUGAGACUGACCGUCUCAGCCUUCUUUGAUCAUCAAUAGUAUCAAUGUUCAUUUGAGAGCCGAUCGGAGUCACGCA
Molecule: messenger RNA, 916 nt
Organism: Didymella exigua CBS 183.55
Lineage: Eukaryota; Fungi; Ascomycota; Dothideomycetes; Pleosporales; Didymellaceae
Exons: 1
Coding region: 420-869 (149 amino acids)
Source: RefSeq, a predicted model, not a curated record